This is a messenger RNA of Spirodela intermedia, 21561 nucleotides long. The record is from the annotation of a GenBank genome assembly. Lineage: Eukaryota; Viridiplantae; Streptophyta; Magnoliopsida; Alismatales; Araceae.
AUGAACGCAGGCGGGGCGGCCAAGUUGAUCGUGGAAGCGCUGCUCCAGCGCUUCCUUCCGCUCGCACGACGCCGUAUCGAGACAGCGCAGGCCCAGGUAAGGGAUUAAUGUCCUCGGCAUUUCCUAACUCCGUCACCCUUCUCUUGGCAGUCUUGGUCCAGUGCGAUAAUUCCUCUCGUUUAGCGAGGGAGAGCUCGUGUUCGCACUUUUUGCGGGUGGCUAGUCCGCUUUACUCUACGGUGGUUUGCACUUGGAAUUGUUGCCUGUCCCCGAGGUAUAGGCGGCGUUGGAAAAUUUUCUCGUACGACGAUGUACGGGAAUCAAAUCCAUUGCUGUUUAAAAAAUAACUAAUUAUCAUUUCGCUGAAUCCGAGAUAAAUUCAAAAUGUUCAUGGGAAUAACAAAUAUUUCUUUGGUAAUUGUUCCCUUAACUUUUUAAGGCGACAAUGAUCUUUAAGUGAAGAGCAUCUAAUGGAUAACGUCUGGUUUCCUGUCCUUUGGGAGUUUUAAUGCAUAGGUCCACCCGUUUCUCACAGUGGAUUAAAACGCACCUGUGGUUUUAUUGAGAGGAUUGCUUUCCGGUAUGAGAGAAAUCCCCUCUUUGUCCAGUCUAGGCUCAUUCUUCUGAUAUGGUCUGAAUGUGUUUAGUCCCUUCUCAGUUUUUCAUAAUCUUACACUCAUUGACCAAAACACUCUCCGUUGUUUUAUGUUUUGAACUUGUUUUAUCCGCAGAGUCAGAAUGUCACGACUGUUCGAUCAGAGAUGAUCCUUUAAUGGUUUCAUUUUUCUCUGUAUCUAUUUCUUUAAUUCUCGAACUAUUUAGCAUUGCUGCUUUUCCUCAUCCGGUUAAUAUUGUUUGUUCACCUUUUGACUCGUUGACUUUCUCUUAAUGAAAAACCCAUGCUAUUCUAAUUCAGGAGCUGAACUUUUUUCACUAGCAUUUCAAGAGUUGUGAAUUGUGUUUCCCUUCUCAACUCUCAUUUAUGAGCAGGAUGGACAAUACCUUCGACCAUCUGAUCCCGCUUAUGAGCAAGUAUUAGAUUCAUUAGCCAUGGUGUCUCGGCAUACACCGGUACCACUUUUAGAAGCUCUUCUUAGGUGGAGAGAAAGGUAUUGGCUUCCAUCAUUAGUAGGGUUUUCUUUAAAACCUCCAUACAUGUUUUUUUGGAUAGAAAUUAUUUUUUGUACUGCUUAAAAUAUGUCCAUUGAGAGUUACAUACUGAUCUGUGUGAUUCCAUUACCUAAUCAUCUACAGCGAAUCUUAUGUUGCUACUUUUUCUGUAGAAUUCUAUAUUGUUAUUUAGUUAGCUGUCAUUUCUCUUGUAAAACCAAAGGGGAUAUGUUUUCGAGAAUCUUGGAUAAUAUGCAGCUCUAUGAUUUUGGAGUCAUUCAUUUUUAGGGGAAUUGGCUGUUUUUUUUAUACCCGGAAAAAGUGAUAGGGUUUUCUGUUGAAAAGUGUUCUUGAGAUUUUUAUAGCUGAAACGAAGAAGAUAUUCUUCAGUAGAGCCUCUAGGAUUGGUCUUUUUAACUCUUUUUUCCUGAUACUCAUUGCCAAAGAUAUGCUGAAAAGGGAGUUGCCCAAACGUGUUAGAUUACCAAUCGGUCGUUACAAUGUUAUUAUUGAUGACUGCUAGAUUGAUCUGGAGGAGAAAUUUUUUUCUGAGACUAAUAAUCUAUUGUGGAGGGAAAUUAUCUCUUGAUAAUUUCUGAUAGUGUAUUAAGAAAUUCUUUCCUCACAGAUGAAGAGAUCCUUGUAGGCUGGAGGAGAGGAGUUGAAAACCAUUAAGUACUGAAAUCUGCUUCGAAGUCCUCAAAUCAAAUGGAAAUAGCUAUCAAGGGAGCACAUUAAAAAAAGAUAAAUUUCUGCAUGUGGUAUCUAAUGCCAGAAAAGGAACUUGAGCACCAACUUUGUUGAAGUGGGAGAUGAGGGAGUUGAAAGCAAAGUGAGGACUCAAGGUACCUUCGUACCAAAAGAAAGAAAAAUGCAAAAGAAAGGAGGUCUAGAGGCCCUUUGUAAUAUAAAUGAUGGUAAGUCAAAUGAAAGCUCCCUUCACUGAAGAGUAAGCCACAAGAUGAUGCCGUCGUGAAUAUAGGUGCUAACAAAUAGGUAGGUUUGGUUGUGUUUUGUAUAGGUUUCUAUCAGUAUUUUUAUGAGUUUUAUGGAUGACCCACGUGGUAGUAAUGUGUAAGAUAGGUGGUUGUCAGCUGUGGAUUUCAAAUCUUCUCAAAGAAGAAGGGGACACAAGGGGGUGAGAUACAUGCUUAUUGCAAGUUGAAUGCGGUCUACAUCAUUGUCAUGUUGAGUAUGUUAAUAAGAAGAGGCUGUUGAUGCUGAGUGUUUGGGUCUGAAUUCUUGAAUCCUUUGAAUCAACUGUUAUAAAGGUGGACAUUAUGGAUGGUUUUCUGUUGACUUUAUUAAGAACAUGCAAAAAAAAAAGAACACCGCAGAAAACUUGUCUAGUUCUAAGUGCUGGUUCUGAAAGACAUGUGAAAGAGUGGGUUACCUGUUUCCGAUUAUGAAUCUUUACAUGAAAAUAUACCAUUUUAAAAGGGUUGACUAUCAAAAUCAACUUUAAUCUGUAAAUGGUGGAAAACUUUAAAAUACCAACUUUACCUCAUUUCUUUUGUUAAGUUUCAGAAUUUGGGAAUUCCUCAUCUAGUAUCUAGCUCAUAGUCUCCUAGAUGUAUUGGUAGCUAAUUUUAGGAGAAGUAUAAUGGAUCAAACUUGUUGAGAAGAACUAGAGAGUAGAAAUAAGAGGUGACCUGGUUUCUGUGAUAGCUUUAAUAAAGGCUUCUAAUGGCUGCAGAAUUUUUAUGAGUAUUUUUGUGGUUGAAGAUUGUGGAAGCAUUUACAAUUGCGACCAAGCAAGAUGUUAUGUAGCGUGUAGAAGCAUUUCUGAGCAUAUAAAUUUGGUAUAUGCCUUGACCCUUUUCUAGGCUAAAUAUGGUAAAUCAUUAAGAUGGUAAGGUUUCGGGAGGGCGAUUGGCAAAUCAUGGGGGGAUUUGGUCAAUUCCCAAAUCUAUCCUUGAUAUCCAUGGAUGUUGGCAGAUACAUUUCUCAACUGGUGGUUGUUCAGGUUCCUGAGGAUGAGAGUUCAGAUUCGAAGGAAGCUCAUCUGAAAGAGAAUAGAGGAGUUCACAGGUCUGCAACAUGUGGUUAGUUUUCUGAUAAAUAGAUCAAAAGAAGAUAUAAAGUUAUGAAGAUGGUCCUCCAAAGAGGCAUUCUUAAUCAGAUCGUGUGUUAAAGCAUAUGAGGGAGGUGUACAGUGUGAUAGAAAACUGUAGCCCAGGAAAACGAAGUUGGCUGCCAAAAAUGAGAAAUUUGUCUAAAAAAUUCUCGUCACGAAACUUCAUACGGAAAGGUUUUCAAGAAUAAACAACCGAGAUAUAAAUUGUAUCGUUUCAGUGAUCUUUUUGGAACACCAUAGUAUUUUUUUAUUGCUCACAGAAAAUGCUGACGAUGCCUUUUCCUUUUUAUUUAAAGUAAUUUGUAGGCUAAUUUAGAAUCAACCCGCUGGCCAUAGAGCUAUUCGUUCAGAUAUGCCCUUGGGAAGUGAGGUUCCGAGUUCAAUAAUCAUAGCUGUCCAAAUGUGUGUGGACAGCCCAGUGUGCUUUCAAACAUUCGCCUGGAUUUUCGUUGCUGUAAAAAAAACACUUGCAGUAUCUGAUCAAAGUACAGGUGUGAUAUUUCUCAUUUGCUUUUUCGGGACGUGCCCUUUGGUCGUCGAGGGCAUGCUUUUAAUCUCUAAAUAAAACACGUGAGCACUACAAUUUUGGUUAAUAUGAUCCAGACGCAGCUCUAAGCUGGAGCAGCCGAUUCUUCACUGAUCUCUGCUGGCCACCGCCUGUUGCUACGGGAUGCAGUGAAUGCAGGCUGGCCUGAUAUCUCUUAAACUGCACAUGCUGCUGCCACACACGCAACAAAAGUAUAAGGGAACGGGUUGUUGAUAUGGAUUGAUCGAUUUUUGAAAAUUCCUCUGUUGGGCAAUCCAGCCAACAGAUCCGAUCAUGUAGUCUCCAAAACAGGCAUCGUUCUUUAUUCCUCUUAUACUUGCAGUAAUCAGGUAGUCUCCGAAACAGGCAUCCAUGGCUUCGUUUCUUUCAACUCUGACUCCAUAACUACCUCAAUGUCUCUGCGGUCUUUACUUACUCUGUUGUUGUGCCGCAUAAGACGAUUGACCCGCCAAUUCAGACGCUCUUCCGUGUGUUUAUUAAGGGAAACCUUCAAAAGGUCACAGUAGGUUGCUUUGAAGAAAGGGUCUAGUUUUGGCUUGUAACGGAACCCCUAGUUCUGCUCGUACCUUUUUUAUUGUUAUAACUCCAACCCAGUGAUUCGCACAUCAAGUCCUAUUAUACGAGGAACAACUUCUUGAUAACAAACCUGCAGACUUCUUAUAGAAGGUUAACCUGUGGCUCCGUCAGAUAUAAAUUUAUAGAGUUGGUAAUUGAAUUAUGAACAUGUGAAAUUGUAAAUUGAAGUGGUCUUUUUUUUACCAACUUCUAUGAACUUCAAGAGAUUGACAUGGAAAAUUGAAUUACCUGUGGCUGCAAGUCUAAAUUGUCACAUUUUUUACAGAAGUCUGGGAUAUGAUGAACUAGUUGAUAUAUGUGAAUUUUUUUCUCAAAUUUGUUUGUGAUAAAUAUUACUGUGACAUGUGGACAAGAUUUCAUUUUUGUCAUGUUUGUAGGUCAGAUCGUUUCAUGUCUAAACGGUUUUUCGCUUUCAACUGUUGUGCCAAUAAUUUUUUUAGCGUAUUCAUUGAGAAUUAUAUUAAUUUAUCACAGUGAAUCUCCAAAGGGAGCAAAUGAUGCCUCUACAUACCAGAAAAAGGUCUGAAUUGCUUUUGUCCUUGAUUUUCAAGUGUUUUGCUUCUACUUUCUGUGGCUUCCUAUUAAUAGCCAUGGAAUCUAGUUUUGAGUCCACACAUUACUAAUCCUUGUACUUGAUAAUCUAGUGGUAAGCAUGUGAAAUUCUGGUAUUCUACAGGUUUAUUCUGUUCUCAGAAACUCUCUUUCAUGCAAACAGUACUAUUUUAGGCCCAAAAAAUCACAUUCAAAGGAAAUAGUGCUGAAGCUAUCACCUGGGUUUAUAAUUGAAAGCAAUCUAUUUCUUGGUGGUGUCAGUGGCCCUGCUUGAGGGCAAGCUUGAAGCUCAGGACUAAUGUUUGCCCAGCAAGGCCACCAAACAACUGCCGCACACUGAAGGGCAUUGCUGCAUACCGCAGAGGGGGAGUGCACCGCUGAGGAGGGAGGGGGGUGGGUGUUAGUCAGGUCUUCAGCUGGACCCUGGUAAUGCGCGUGGCCAAAAUUUUCCCUUUGGUACAAUCUGGGAAAAAUGGUUCCGAUAUCCUGGGAUUCUUUUCUAGUGUCGUCUGCUGGCGUCUUCUUUUAAGUGCAUAUGAUGGCUGGCACUGCUGCCAUGGUGGUGUUAGGUUCCUUUGGUUCGACUCGGUAAGACAUACAAGAGGAUGGAAUAGAAAAUCCAACUUGAGUGGAAUAACGAGCGUCCCUGCCCACAAUAACAGGGGAAUGGGGGGAAAAGAAGGACGAGACGUCCAGCGGACGUCCCUAGGGUUUUGGGAGGUAUUUAGCUUGACCCCUGACUCUCCCUGUUGACGCACUUCUGGAUACCCUAAUUGUUCUUUUAGGGCCCCUUUGUCUCAUUCAACAGGCAGCCCUAUUCCAAAUUACUCUUCAGUUCCCUGUAAGUUGCCCCUCUUUCGGGUAUAUGUUAAACUGAUUGUAGGCCCGGAGGCGGACUGGGAGGUGGGCCUAACAGGUGGCUGAUGGUGACAGCACAAUGGUGAUAGUAAUUAUGAUGGGUGGCACUUGUGGGUAACAUUUAAAGGCUCUUAUGACUAUGAAAACUAUCAUGGAGCUUAUAGAUAAUUGCCUAAAUUUUCGUUUUGUUCUAAAAACUGAGACGAUUUUCAAGAUUUAAGUUACGGUUUGUGUGAAAUAUAUAUUUUUUAUCUAACAGUCAUAAUUUCUUGUACUUCUUUAGAAAUUAGAAGUUAAUGAAAUUGAAUUUAGCAAAAGCUUCCGACUUCUUGAAAUUGCUUGAGCUCAUUGUAUAGCUUUUUGGUUCUGCACUUCUCUUAUUUAGUUGCUAUUAAUUUCUGUUCUUUUCUUAUUCUUACCCAGUACAGCUUGGAGUGGAAUGUAUUUUUUGUUCUGCAUGCAUUCGUUUUGUGGAGUGUUGCCCCCAGGAGGGCAUAACAGGUUUUCUUCCUAAUUUUUUUAAAUCGGAAUUAUUAGUUUCUUGAUGAUCUUUCCCUCUGUAGCAAUGUUUCUUUUCUGAUUUUGCCUCAUCUAAUCUCCCAUCUUUCAUCCUCUUGAACAGAAAAACUUUGGUCAGGCCUUGAAAAUUUUGUAUUCGACUGGUUAAUCAAUGCCGACAGGUGAGACCAUGUAACAUUUAUCAAGACCACCCUUUUUUAUGAAGUGGGAUACAUGCGAGAGCUUGUUGUUCCUAAACAAACUAAUUAAUCGCUCUAAGUAUGUUGUUUCCCUUAAAGAACGAGAUGAAUGGGUGCACAUACAUUUUGCAUAUAUGCUAUUGGUAUUUUCUAUUUUUAUUUGAUCAAUAAAUGACCCUGACUACUACCUUACAUUGUUCGACAGAAAAAAGUUGACUUUUGUGAUUUUUUUUGUUGUAUAUCCAUAUAUUCUUUUAAACUAUUUUGUGUACUUAAUAUUUAAAAAAUAUUUAUAAAUAUUUAAAAACGUGUUGCCUAGUCAUUUAUCCUUAUCAGUUAGAUGUACGGCCGUAGGCUAAUGGCUUUUUAUCUGUCUGGUUGCCUGAAAUAUAGGUGGAUCACUCAAUUUAUAGAAUCAAAAUUAGCUUGCUAGUUUACUGACGUUGAUGAAUGGGUACAUGUUUAAGUUCACUGGCAGAAGUUUACCUGUCAAAGUCUGAAUCAUUUUUUAGUUGGUUUUCACUUGACUUUCUUUCCUUUGCACAAUAGUUUCUUAAUGAUAGUAGGUUAUUUAGGGUCCCAAUAACUUUUGAGGCGAUAGAAUUUGAGCUAGAGUGGACAGGGAAUGCAACGACAAGUGAAAUAGAUAGAGCUUAGAUGGGCUGGAGAAUUUAAAAUAUCUUCUCACAGCUUUGAAUUUAACCUGUCAACUUAAUAAGGCUUUGGUACAUAUAUUGAAGCCAAAGUUUUUAUGAGAAGUUGUCCUUGGCCCAUUAGCCACAUCAAUGUGUUGGAAAAGUUGGGGAGGUCAAGUAAUACUACACGUCUCUGGGCACGGAAAUUUACUCUUAUAAAGACCUGUUUAUUGACUAUAUACCUCAUGUAAAUGUCUGUAACCGUUUUUCCGUUGCAGGGUUGUUAGCCAGGUUGACUACCCUUCACUCGUUGACUUACGAGGCCUUCUUUUAGAUCUUGUUGCACAGCUGCUGGGUGCUUUAUCACGUAUAAGGUACACUAAGGCUUUGUUUCCUCCGAUAUUUUUUAUUUCUUGGAUACUAUACUUGUUAUUUUUAAAAAAUAAAAAACACAUUUUCAGAAAAAAAAAAGAAAAUUCUGUUGACAUACCGAACAAAAAAAUAUCAGUUCCGGAUCUUGGCUGAGAGCAAGAAGCAUGGGCACAGUCAAUAAUUAAUUUCCUUUGUUAAAAAUGUCAAGAUUUAGGCUUUUUGGGACAAAGAACGUGUACUAUCAUCAGGUAAUUUUUUUGAGCUUUACCUCUGCUCUGUCUCUCGAUGCACCUUAGCAACUAUGUCAAGAUGUGGAUUCAGUGUAAGAUCUCACCUUUGUCCUACCGUGGCAUAGCAGUAUGAAAACUGGCUUUGUGGGCUAACGGCGUUGUAUAGCCCAUCAUGGAUCUACUUAUGAAAGUAGAGAGAAUGGAAUUUACGGAUAAAUCUUAGGGUAUACUAGGAGAACUUGAUGGACAGUAACACUAGAGGCUUCAGAAUGUUUGAUAAGGAUUUCAUGAGGUUUCUUAUUUAAUCAGAAACCAAAUACUUUGUCGUGUCUGCUGAAGGCAUUCGGGCCUAUUGUUGGAAAGGCUGGGAGCUGACAUCCAGAGAGGCUAAAUGUCUUAAUAGCUUCUUGAACAUGGUAGAUGUGCAGAAAAUUCUUUGUGGAUUGUCCUUUACAUUUUCUUUUCUGCUCUAAAUCGUACCUUUGGUUUCUGGUUUUGUACGAUAGAAGUUUGAAAUUCCCACCUUCGAAAGAUCACUAGUAUUUGAUAGUUUAUACAGAAUUAGUGAUUCUUACUUUUACUAUUUGUGCAGGUUCAGUUCUGUCACUGAGCGUUUUUUUAUGGAACUGACAACUCGACAUAUUGAAACUGGUGUUGCUAGGAGUGAAACACUCAGCAUAAUUAAUGGAAUGCGGUAUCUUAAACUCGGGGUCUGUUCUAUAUUUCUUUUUUUUUCUGGACAACUUUCCUUAAAAAUUUUCCCUGCAGUUGCCCUGUAAACUGUUGUCUUUACUUCUGUAACUAGUCUGUAAGACUGUUUUGGAGAAGAAUAACAUACAAAUAGGCUUUUUUUGAUUACCUGAAUGCAAUAGAAACUAUCCUUCUAGUAAAGUAUAUCUUAAUUUUGUUGCUGUUUUCUACAAAAUAAUGCCACUGUCAAGUUAGUACCUCUGACAGGGACACAGUAAUGGCUCUGUCAAGUAAGCUAACAGGUGGCAUAAAUUAUCCUACGUAUGGGAGCGCUAUACUUGACCAGAACUGCUUGACCAAGUCACUACAAAUUUUGAUAUUUAAGGCAAAAUUGGAAUUUUGAGGUGUUGGAUGUAGGACAAAAUGUGAUUGCCAAGUGUGGAAAUAAGCAUAACUGAAUACAAGUGCCAGUAGUAUGCGCGAGCUCUGCUGGUUGUGAUACCUGUGGUGUCAAUUUUAUGUCCGUGGAGCAUUGUUAGCGAUGAUCAAAUGGCGCUAAUGAUACAUCUUUAGAGCUCCAGUGGCAAUUAUCUCUAGGUGUAGUUAAACAUCUGAAGACCAUCGUCAUAAUUGGGGCAAAUCGUGUCUAUAUUUUGCUUGAAUAUCCCUCCUAGUACGUGUCCUAGUGAUGAUAAUAGGCAUCCAAAGAUGUUGGUCGGCACCAGGUUCGGUAGUAAUUACUCUUUGUGCAUCGAAUUGAUUGAUUCGACCAAUUCUUUGUUGGAUUCCAGAAAGAUGCCAUUUCCACAUCUUUUCUUUUGUUGUCCUCUUCUUUCUCCUUCAUCUACCCGAUUCUGACAUUUUCAUGUCUUACUGUCACCUCCAUUGCUUCAGAUUUCCUUAUCUACCGUAUCUGACGUCUCCAUUAUACACUACUUGCAUCUGUCAUUACCUAAUUCACCUCCUGAUGAAUUUUUCUCUCACUUUUGAAGUUGAUUGCGAUAUCUCUGAAGAGAAUCAAGAUUAGGUUCCUGAUGUUGGGGUGGAUUUUAAAAGGGAAUGCCUGUAAUAACGCUUCUUUAAGUUAGUAUUUUUAUUAUAUAUACUCAUAAUUUUCUAGAUGCACCGAAUUGAUUUUCCAUUUUAAUGAUGGGAUAUUUCAUGCCUGUAUGGCCAAUCUUGAUUCCACUGGUGGAGAACUAUUCUAUUGAUGGUAAACCUGUUAGUUUAGAGACUUCCAUUGUUGUUAAGCUGAUAACAACUUAGCUGAACUGAUUCUUCAUUUGGGUUAUCUGUUUUAAAAUGUAGAAUAGGAUUUAAGAUAAUAUAAUUUGUCUUAUCCAUGCUAGAGUCUGGGUGGCUUUUAUUUGCCCACAUAUAGCCAUUUUCAUUUGAAAUGGCUGAGGGUAAUUGUGGUGGCAUUUGGUGAUACGCUCGGAAAUCCGUAUCCUUACAAGAUUGAAUGAUUUGUUGAUGAUGCUAUGGCAUACCUUGAAUGUUACUUUGUUUGUGGCAUAAAUAAUUGUUGCCGAGGCUACUUUGUCUUCAGAGGAUACUUGUCACGCUUUUCAGUCGUAACCUUGUCUCAAUCUGGUAGCCUGAAAAACGACACUAGAAGUCUUGAGUUUGGCUAAACAAUUGACUAUUACUGAUUUCAUAAAGUUUAUACUGUUAUUCCUGUUUUUAGUUAAUCUCUGUGCUCCGUAAUAUUUUCCAGUACCUUCUUCAAUAUUAGUUUGGACACUUUUAACAAUAAAAACGGCAUAACGUAGUAAGAUACAGUACCUUGAUCAAUUUAUCUUCUAAUAACAUUUUUUGGCUUUUUGAGUGAUAUUCUAUAAUUUUUACUGGCCCUAGGUCAAGACGGAGGGUGCAUUAAAUGCCUCGGCUUCCUUUGUUGCAAAAGCAAAUCCUCUUAUUCGUGCUCCUCAUAAAAGGAAAAGUGAACUCCAACAUGCAUUGUGCAACAUGCUUUCUAGCAUAUUAGCACCACUUGCUGAGGGUGGAAAGAACCAUUGGCCUCCAUCAUGUGGAGAUUCUGCGUUAACUCUUUGGUAUGAAGCUGUUGCUCAAAUUAGAGGACAACUUAUGCAUUGGAUGGACAAGCAGAGCAAACAUAUAUCUGUACGUAAUUCUCACUUCCCAUAGUGGUCGGUUAGUUUUUUGGAGUAGAGAACACUUUCUACUAUCAUUUGGUGCUUUUACUUUUGAUGAUCUCUCUUCUCUGUGUUUUCGACAAUUUUUUGGUGAAGCUAAUGGGUUUUGCCAUUUGAUUAAUCACAACUGCAUCUCUACAGCGUACGAACGUAUCUAUGUUGUAUACAUUAAAGCAUUAAGCAUGCCAUUAUGUAACAGAUAUUCUUUAUUUUCACUCAAAGAAAUAUGUUGUUACCGUUUAAUUUUUUUAAUAGAUCCUUUUCCGUGCAGAAGAUAAAACCCGUUUUUACUAAUAAUGCUGUAAGAAAGUUUGCUUCAUACUUUCUGAUUCGUGGUUAUGAAAAAGGGAUAUUACGAAGAGGCUAGAACUAGGUAGUUUUUGUAAUGGCUUUGAUCUUUAUCGGAAAUUGACUUGUCUUAGCAGAGUAGUCUGUUCUGACAAUUCAUGGCCCAAAGGACUAAGGAAAAGUACAGGAGGAUUACGUCACCUUUUUAUUCUGUUUUUGUAGUUUUGGCAAGGAGUAUGAUUGCUGUCAACUUUGAUAUCGCCUGACUUUGUGUCAUUCCCUUGUGAUCAAAAUCCAUUGAUUAACAUGAAAUCUUUCCAUUCGGGUUCUUAGGUGGUCAGUAUUUUGAUUUGACACUGAGAUACUGAUGUGGUCUCCUUUCUGAAUCAGAUAGUUGCAUAAAGGGAAAGGACUGACAAGAAGUUCUUUAAAAAUUGGCUCUCUUUCUCUGUUGGAGAGACAGAAAUGUCUGCUGUCACGUAAAUAGCUCUAGAUUGAAGCGAUUUCUACUCAAAUUUGGUAUUAUUGCCAUAUCUUCGCUGACCCUGCAAUCAAGGUUGAUAGGAUAUAGCGUACAGGUGAUUCGUUAACCUUGAAAAUCAGCUGGCAGUGGCACCUAACCUAAGUCGUACAUGGUGAAUCUCUGGCGAAAUUUAUUGAGAGACAGUUGAUCAUAUCUUCUAUUAGAUUCUGUCAGUAGUUUGACAGAAACAUUUGGAACUUUGUCAUAGACCAGUUCUUUGAAGUACAUAUAAAUAGAGAAUCGCAUAGCGGGAGAUAAAAAGGAAAACACGCCAGUGGAAAGAAACCAUCAAACUGGAGCCAAGUUAUAUCAGAAUGUGCUAUUUACAUAUGCCGUUGGUCCUUUUAUUUAGUUUAUUCAUUCAAUUUGUUUCACUUUUUCAUGGAUGCUUCUUUUGUUUCUUCUCACUGUUUAAGGAAUCGACUAUUACAUUGAUUUUCAAGGUUGCUGUAUGUUGACAUUUUACAUCAAUUUUUUUGUCAUGAAUUCAUCGAGAGCUCCUUGAAAUGAAGUGUUCUUUAUCAGGUUGGCUAUCCAUUGGUCACUCUUCUGCUUUGCCUUGGAGAUCCUCAAACGUUCAUUGGCUAUUUUGUCACUCACAUGGAGUACUUGUACAAGCAUCUGAAAGUAAGUCGUACGGAAAAAAGUCUGCAUGCGUUAUGAUAUUUUAGUUGUAUCAUCGGAAUUACAUGCAGGCUAGUAGAAUUGGCUUUUGGAUCAAUGAAAUGAGAAUUUCUGCUCUCUUUUUUUGCUGUUAUUUAAUGUGAACUCGCUUUGCCAUGCAGGACAAAAACCACCGUUCUAUGGCAUUAGACUGUCUUCACCGAGUUCUGAGAUUUUAUCUAAAUGUGUAUGCAAAUUAUCAGUCCAAAAAUCAUGUGUGGGACUGUCUAGACAGUGUGACGUCACAAUUGCUUAAUGCUUUGAAAAAAGGGAUGCUAACACAAGAUGCUCAACAUGAUAAAAUUGUUGAGUUCUGUGUUACUAUUGCUGAGAGUAACUUGGAUUUUUCCAUGAAUCAUAUGAUACUAGAGCUACUGAGACCAGAUAGUUUAAGUGAGGCUAAAGUUAUUGGUUUGAAGGCUCUUCUUGCAAUAGUCAUGUCGCCGCCAAACCAAUGUGGUGAUUUAGAAUUUUUUCGAGGUGAUUUACCCUUACAGCAACUUUCAAUUUCCUUCACUCGCAUGUUGAUCCACUUGACAUUAGUUCCACCAGGUCUCUUUUAACAAAGUCUAUGUUUAUGCGACAGGUUCUGAAAUAGAACACUACAUUCCAAAAGUCAAAUCUGCAAUUGAAUCAAUCUUGAGAUCUUGCAAUAGAGCUUACAGUCAGGCGCUUCUUACUUCAUCAAAGACCACAAUAGGUAUUUUACUAAUUUCUUGGUUGUGACGCAGCUUUUUUUCCCAAUGACUAUACACUAUCAGUUAUAUAAUAGAGAGGGAUGAAAGGGACUGGAGGGUGUGCAGGGUGAGUAGGUGUUGAGGAAAUAGGCGGAAUUUGUGGAUGUAUGCCCAACUACAAAUAAAUAAAUAAAAGAACUCGUAUAUGAAUCUUAAUGAAUCGAUCUUGGAAUGCCCCAACUUAGCUUGUUGAACAAGCAUAACGGCUUUGUUUACAACCCUAUAUUCAAGUCUUAGAGAACCAGCUGCACAUAGUUCCGAUCCUGUUCUAGCUGUGAGCUUUUUGUUUAUGAGACAAAUUUGUGUAUAAUCUACAGUCCUUGGAGUAUGUAGAGUUUAAUUAAAGAUGAACAGGUAGUUCUCGGGUUAAUUAUUGGCAAUGGCUAUUCAUUCUCUAGUUCCAGUAUUUAUUCAUAUGUCGGGGAUGAUCAAAUUAAGGAAAUAUGUGCAAGACAAACCUCGUCAACCCCUUCCGUGUAUUCCUAACGUGCAGUUUACAUAUCCAGUUUUUUUUCUAUUCCAGGGACUGUAUAAGUUGUUAAUAUGCUUAUAUUACAAAGCCAACAUUCGGAAAAGGGUUGACUGGUUUGGGAAAGGGUUUCUGACCUCAUCUAAACUGUGCUGUGGGAACCACCUUUCCCAGCCUAAAGUAGCACUGGAUAAAUCAUGAGCUACUACAUAUUGACGUUUCAGAGCAAUUAAUCACUACCCGUGACUAUUCCUAAUCCCAUUUCAAUGGAAAAUCCAAAAUUCCCCUAAUUUUGUAAAAAACAAUCUCUGGGAGUUGGCUGAUAUGAGUGUAAUCAGAUGGUCUUGGGGCGAGCUGAGAUCCAUUUAAAAGCUUCUCGGUCUUCAGUCUUCCAUAUCACAUGGACGAGAAAAAACAUGGCUGAACAUGAGGAAAUGAAGAAUAGCGAAUGACAAAUAGGGACAGAGGGGGAGAAAAAAAGAAUAGAAAGAGAAGUGAUGGAGUGAAGAUUUAAGUUACGGCUAAUCUUCUCCUUUCUUUUCUUACUUUCGCUACUCAACCUUCUUCAAAAGAAAAUCAUUAAGGUGUGGGAAUGUGAUAAAUGUGGUUUAUGCUGGAAAACAUUUUUCCUACGAGUGUGAUAUUCAUGGAGGUAACUUUGUGUCCUGUGAUCCUGCUAAUCGGGUUGAUAAUCAGGCUAUGUAAAGAGCACCUGCUGCUUAGUGCUGUUUUUCCAUCUUUUUUGUUGAUUUACUACAAUACGGGAAUUGACGUCUUUGAGCAUUGGAUUGUAACUCAGUCUACUUUGCUUUUCAUUAUUGCUAACAAAACUCGCAUUUUGUAAUUCAGACGCUGUUAACAAGGAAAAAUCUCAGGGAUCCCUUUUUCGGUCAGUUCUAAAGUGCAUUCCUUACCUGAUUGAGGAAGUUGGUCGGAGUGAAAAAAUUACCGAUUUUAUUCCUCAACAUGGGAUAAGUAUUGAUCCUGGUGUUCGUGAAGAAGCAGUUCUAGUGCUGAACCGGAUUAUAAGAUUCCUUCCACACCGUCGUUAUGCUGUCUUGAAAGGAAUGGCAAACUUCGUCCGAAAUCUUUCUGAUGAAUUCCCCCUUCUCAUCCAGACAUCUUUGGGUCGGUUGUUAGAUCUGAUGCGUUUGUGGAGGGCUUGCUUGUCUGAUGAAAGAUUAAUAAAUGAUGUGAAUGUGAAGCUAUCAGAUUUGGGAUCUGACUCACGUCAUAAACUUUCUCUUUUCCGUCGAUUGGGUGAUUCAGCCGAAUUCGACACCUCAGAAAUGGAUGCUCUUGGUCUUGUCUUCCUCAGCUCUGUUGAUGUUCAGAUUAGACAUACGGCAUUGGAAUUGCUGCGCUGUGUGAGAGGACUAAGUAAUGACAUAAAGUACAUCUCAGUAAAUGGAUCUGAUAAUAAAAUGUUGUACGGAACAGAACCAAUAUUUGUCAUCGACGUCUUGGAAGAAAAUGGGGUAAAUUUCUAGCAUUUCCUACUUAUUUUGCUUUUGGAUUUCUUUUCUCUCGGUUUAUAGAAUACUGUUUCAUUGAGAACAGUCAAUCACCAUUUCAGAAAUUUGCAGGAUGAUAUCGUUCAGAGCUGUUGCUGGGAUUCUGGUCGUUCUCAUGAUUUUCGGCGUGAGUUGGAUGCUAUUCCGCUUGAUGUGACACUGCAGUCCAUUCUCGAGGGCCAAGAUAAGAGCAGAUGGUCUCGUUGUCUUAGUGAGUUUGUCAAAUACGCUGGUGAACUCUGUCCCAACUCUGUGCAGGACGCAAGGUAAGGGGAUGGAGGAUUCUUUCAAACUUCUAGAGUAUAUCAUUAUCGUUAACUAUGAUUCUUCUCUUGGGGAAGCAUUAUUUUUGUUUCUCCUGUGGGACUAUUCAUGAUCUACAUCAUCGUUUUACUUUUUAUGUGACAGUGACUUGAACCGUAUGUUUCUUGAUAUAAUACCAAUAUGGCUUCGAAAAGACUUUAUAUUUGUCUGGACAUCAAUAUGGCUUCGAAAAGACUUUAUAUUUGUCUGGACAUCAAUAUGGUUCUUGACAGUUCUAGCGUGAAUAAAAAAAUUACACUCAAAGAAUGUCACAUUUGAUAGGAUCUCUUGAUCAUUAGGAAGCAUUUUGUAGGGCUAACUUUUAACUUUUUACUUGUCUCAGGUUGGAAGUCAUGAGGCGCCUUGCUCAUAUCACUUCUGUUGAUUUAGGUGGCAAAGCUUAUCAGUUACUAGAUGCUGAAAACAAACUAGACCAGUGGGUAAUGUAUUCCAUGUUUGCAUGUUCAUGCCCUCCUGACAACAGAGAAGAUGGCAACUUCAAGACAACUAAAGAAAUCUACCAUCUGAUAUUCCCUUCCCUGAGACAAGCAUCUGAUACACAUGCUGUGAGUACCAAUCCUUGGUGAUUACCUACAAGUUGAGAGUUCACACCCUGUCUUUCUUAGUGUAAAAUUUAUAACUCUUAUAAUUUCUGUCAUGCUUCAUGCGGUAUGAUUCAUUCAAAAUGUUUCCAACCUUUCAUGCUAUACUGGAAGACAGUUUCUUCAUAUGGUAGAGCCUCUGAAAGGUGCUCCUUUGCUUCAAGAGCUUAAAUAGUUUCACCCUGUGACUGGCUUAUGGGAGUUCUUAUGAACCUCCUCUAGCCCAAAAUUACACUGUGAAUGUGAGUGCCAUCGCCUAUAUUUUCAAGAUAGCUGGUUGGAAUAGAACUAAUGAUGAUAAUUUAACGGUUAAGUUUUUUGCCAAGACAAGAACAUUCCGUCAAGCUCUUUGAUUGUUACUGGAUGAAAUUAUUUGGCAAUCCUAUUUGAUUUCGAUGAGCAUUGGCAACCGGACCAAAGAUAUGAUUUUUUUCAAGCGUAUUUUUAUGCUCUUUAUUUUCAUGGACAUGGUUUCAUUUGUCCAUGACUUCGAGUGCCCAUUUCAAUGUGCCAACCAUAAGACGUUGUGGCCAUUUUCCUUUAUAUUUGGAUUAUUUUUUUUGUCGUCAAAGAUGAAGUUUUAGCUUUUGAAUGCUUGCUUAAUGAGAUAAAAUUUUAUAAGAAAAAAGGAAUAUCAGUCAAGUAAUGUAUGGCACGUGCUUUUUCGUGUGGCUGUAGCAUGCAGCUGCCUCUGCUGUUGGUCACUCGCAUUUGGCUGUCUGUGAAAUCAUGUUUAGUGAGCUUGCUACAUUUGUUGAAGAGUUUUCAUCAGAAACAGAAGGAAAACCAAAAUGGAAGGUAUUUUCCCAAACUGUUCUCUAUCUUUUGAUUAAUUUUAGAAAAAAAUAAUCUGAUAUUUUCAUCUUUCUUGAACACUCUACAAUAGUAUAACUUCUAGUUCUAGAUCCUUGCUUCAAAGGUUGACUGUUCUAGAAUCAGCCCUUCUUUCUUGAACCCACAUCGUUGUUUGAUAAUCCAAGCCGACAGUUGAAGAUCGAGGAGACAACAACCGUUGAUUGGAUAGUGAAAAGGAAGAGAGAAAGAGGAGAGAGUUGAAAGAGAACAAUCGAGAGUACUAGAGAAGGACAAAGAGAGAAGUGUGGAAGAAAGGUGUAAAGGAGUGCAUGAAACGUUCCUAAACUAGCGGUGAAAUCAUGGCUGCAGAAAAUAGUGUCAUGAGGGAUGUAAUUCCCUCCCUAUCCGUUCUCCUCUUUUCGAAUUCUUCUUUGCAAUAAAUUGAGCUGGAUUGCAUUUUCUUCUACAACGUUUGAUGCGGUCGCCUGAUUAAAAUUUACAUUUUAGAUUAUUCAAUUCAUGCCCAAAUGAAGAUGAAAUUGAAAGUCGAAUGGUUUCAUGAAUGCUUCCUAUUUUCCUUGAUUGAGUUUUUUUGAAGUUUUUCAGAAUGGAAUUGCAAUCUUUUGGGCCCUCAGUUUUUUACCUUACAAAAGGUAUCCUUGACCAGAAAUCACACACAAGGAUGCUCUAUUUUUUUUUUUGAGGAAAAUAAAUAACAUAAGGAAAGAAAUUGUUGUUUCCCCAUCAUCUUCAAGGGACAACCAAUUUAGGAACGUCAUUUCCAAUUUCUUGUCAAAAAUUUUAUCAUACAAGAUUGAAGAGACGAGUCAUUUCGUCUGUUUUUUUUAAAUUUUUAUUAUCAAUUUUUAUAAUCACGUAGGACUCACAUUUGUAUGAUAUGUGAAUGUAGAACCAAAAGCCUCGACGAGAAGAACUCCGCAUUCAUAUUGCGAACAUAUAUCGAACAGUUGCCGAGAAAGUCUGGCCGGGAACACUGAGCCGUAUGCUUGACUUCCGACGUUACUUUCUGAAAUUCAUCGAAGAAACAUACCGUCAGAUAAUAUCAUCAACUGAUAGUUUUCAAGAUACACAACAACUUCGCUUUGCCUUAGCCUCUGUCCUGCGACAUUUAGCUCCUGAGUUAGUGGAAUCAAAGUCUGACAGAUUUGAUCCCCGGAGCCGCAAGCGAUAUUUUGAUCUACUCUUUUCAUGGUGUGAUGAAAGCGGUGGCAUAUUAGGCCAGGAUAACAGUGACUAUCGUCGUGAAAUUGAACGUUAUAGGUCGAGUCAACAUAAUCGAUCUAGGGAAUCGAUUGACAAAAUUUCGUUUGACAGGGAAACAAUCGAGCAAGUUGAAGCAAUACAGUGGACAUCCAUGAAUGCCAUGGCUUCUCUGUUAUAUGGCCCUUGCUUUGACGACAAUUCCAGAAAAAUGAGUGGCCGAGUAAUAACAUGGAUCAACAGUUUAUUUGUAGAACAUGCUCCAAGAGUACCAUUUGGGUAUUCACCUGCUGAUCCAAGAACCCCAUCUUAUUUAAAGUACACUAGCGAUGGUGCGCGCGGUGGACGUGACAAGCAACGGCAACUUCGGGUGCUCCUGGCAAAAACAGCUCUGAAAAAUCUUCUCCAGACUAAUUUGGAUCUGUUUCCUGCAUGCAUUGAUCAGGUAUAUUUUUCUUGCCUUUAUUAAUUCCCCGGUGUUGUAUAGGAAAUUCUUAGUUAAACUUUGAUCAUGAGCCUCAAAUCAGUCUGUACUUCAAUGAGUGAACCCCCAUUCCCUGAAAUCUCUUUUGGAACACCGUUUUAUGGAAAAUAUGUUUUUGAAAGAAAUAUAGAUUGUAUUCAUUAGACUUCUAGUGACAUACCUCCGACGGUUCUUCCAUCAAAAUACCAAGCAUGGAGUCAAUUCUUCAUUGUGCAUUAUUUUCCUUCUUAUGUUAUAGUCUGGGGACCUGGAGAGAGCGAUCACUCUCUUUUUUUUUUCUUGAGGGGUGGGGGUUGUUGUCUGGUUGGUGGAGAAAAUGUCCCAUAGUAUUGCAUUUAUCCCAAACUAUGAUUGACAAAUCAUUAAUGUGUUCUCAGUGCUACUCACCUGAUGCCUCCAUCGCCGAUGGCUACUUCACGGUGCUGGCCGAGGUGUACAUGCGCCAAGAUAUCCCCAGAUGUGAGAUCCAAAGACUUCUGAGCUUGAUCCUCUACAAAGUCGUGGACCCAUCCAAGCAAAUCCGUGAUGAUGCCCUCCAAAUGCUGGAGACGCUCUCUGCUCGUGAAUGGGCUGAGGAAGACAUUGAAGGAGUGGGCCACUAUCGUGCAUCUGUGGUUGGAAACCUUCCUGAUUCUUACCAACAGUUCCAAUAUAAGCUCUCCUCCAAGCUCGCCAAAGACCACCCCGAGUUGAGCGAGCUUCUGUGUGAGGAGAUAAUGCAGCGUCAGCUGGAUGCCGUUGACAUAAUCGCCCAGCAUCAGGUACUCACCUGCAUGGCUCCCUGGAUCGAGAACCUGAACUUCGUUAAACUCUGGGAUUGCGGUUGGAGUGAAAGAUUACUGAAGAGUCUUUAUUAUGUGACGUGGAAGCAUGGAGAUCAGUUCCCCGAUGAAAUCGAAAAUCUCUGGAGAACCAUCGCCAGCAAUCCUCGAAAUAUCGGCCCCGUUCUUGACUUUCUGAUCGCAAAGGGAAUCGAAGACUGCGACUCUAAUACUUCUAUUGAGAUAAGUGGGGCCUUUGCUACGUACUUCUCUGUGGCCAAGCGGGUCAGCCUCUAUCUUGCUCGCAUUUGCCCCCAGCAAACUAUCGACCACCUGGUGUUCGAGCUGUCUCAGAGGAUGCUAGAGGAUAGCGUGGAGCCAGUGCGGCCAACGGCUGCGAAGGGAGACGGUAAUGGGAAUUUUGUCUUGGAGUUCUCUCAGGGCCCUGCUGCAGUCCAAGUCCCCACGGUGGUGGAUAACCAGCCUCACAUGUCCCCUCUGCUCGUCCGUGGCUCCCUCGACGGCCCACUCAGAAACACAGGCGGAAGCCUCAGCUGGCGGACCUCCACUGUAGCCGGACGAAGCAUCUCGGGUCCCCUCAGUCCGAUGGCUCCUGAAAUGGGCCUCGUUGCCGCUGCAACGGGGCGAUCUGGUCAACUCCUGCCGGCGCUCCUGAACAUGUCGGGACCGUUGCUGGGGGUUCGGAGUUCAACGGGCAAUCUCAGGAGCCGCCACGUCUCUCGCGACAGCGGAGACUACCCCUUCGACACGCCCAAUUCCGUGGAAGACGUCUUGCAUCCUGGGAGCGGGGGGCUCCAUGGCGUCAACGCCAGCGAGCUCCAGUCCGCUCUGCAGGGGCAUCAUCAGCACCUUCUCUCUCGUGCAGACAUUGCGCUGAUCCUCCUAGCGGAGAUUGCUUACGAGAACGACGAGGACUUCCGUGAGAACCUGCCCUUGCUCUUCCACGUGACGCUCGUCUCUCUGGACAGCUCAGAAGACAUCGUCCUCGAGCACUGCCAGCAUCUUCUCAUCAAUCUUCUGUAUUCGCUCGCCGGUCGGCACCUGGAGCUGUACGAGGUUGAGAAAAGCGAAGGGGAGAACAAACAGCAGGUGGUGAGUCUGAUCAAGUACCUCCAGUCCAAGCGCGGGAGCAUGAUGUGGGAGAACGAGGACGCCACACUGAGCAGGACGGAGCUGCCAAGCACUAGCCUCCUCUCUGCCCUGGUAUCCCACAUGGUGGACGCCAUUUUCUUCCAGGGGGACCUUCGCGAGACGUGGGGCGCUGAAGCACUGAAAUGGGCGACGGAAUGCACCUCCAGGCAUCUCGCAUGCCGCUCGCACCAAAUCUACCGUGCCCUGCGGCCGAGCGUGAAGAGCGACGCCUGCGUGCUGCUCCUCCGGUGCCUCCACCGCUGCCUGGGGAACCCAGUUCCCGCUGUUUUAGGGUUCGUCAUGGAGAUCCUCCUGACCCUGCAGGUGAUGGUGGAGAAUCUGGAACCGGAGAAGGUGAUCCUCUACCCGCAGCUCUUCUGGGCCUGUGUCGCGAUGAUGCACACGGACUUCGUGCACGUCUACUGCCAAGUGCUCGAGCUCUUCGGACGGGUGAUUGAUCGGCUGUCGUUCCGCGACCAGACGACGGAGAACGUCCUUCUGUCCAGCAUGCCGCGUGAUGAACUGGACGACAACGCCGGCGAGCUGGCGGAGUUACAGAGGACGGAGUCGAGGACCGGCGGAGAGCAGCCGUCCCCGCUUGAAAGCGGGAAAGUGCCGGCCUUUGAUGGGGUCCAGCCGCUGGUGCUUAAAGGGCUCUUGUCUACGGUGAGCCAUGGCUCGGCCGUCGAGGUUCUCUCGCAGAUUACAGUCCCCACCUGCGACUCCAUCUUCGGCAGCGGCGACACCCGGCUGCUGAUGCACAUCACGGGCCUGCUGCCAUGGCUGAGCUUGCAGCUCGUGGUGGACGUAGCAGCUCCAACGAUGCCCGCUUCUCCAUUGCAGCGGCAGCAUCAGAAAGCCCGCUAUGUGGCGUCUAAUAUAUCCCUCUGGUGCCGGACCAAGUCUCUCGACGAGCUGGCGGAGGUCUUCUCGGCUUACUCACACAGCAAGAUCGCCUCCAUCGACGCGCUCUUCUCCCGGGUCUCGCCGCUGAUCUCCGCCGAGUGGUUCCCGAAGCACUCCUCCCUGGCCUUCGGCCAUCUGCUGCGGCUGCUGGAGAAGGGACCGGUGGAGUACCAGCGGGUGGUGCUCCUGCUGCUGAAGGCCUUCCUCCAGCAGACCCCCGUCGACGCGGUGCAGAGUCCGCACGUCUACGCCAUAGUUUCGCAGCUGGUGGAGAGCACGCUGUGCUGGGAGGCGCUGAGCGUCUUGGAAGCCCUUUUGCACAGCUGCAGCAGCCUGACCGGGAGUGGCCACGCCGAGGAGCAGGGCGGCGGCGGCGAGAACGAGAAGGUCUCGCCGAUCGUGCUGGCUCCGCAGAGCUCCUUCAAGGCCAGGAGCGGCCCACUGCAGUACAUCGUCGGAGGGGGAGCCGCUGCUGCGGCUCAGAGCGGUGUUGGGACGCCGGAGGGGGCCCUGUCGCAACGAGCGGUGGCUCUGCAGAACACUCGAAUGCUCCUCGGACGUGUGCUUGACACCUGCGCCCUCGGCAGGCGGAAGGACUACAAGCGGCUCGUGCCCUUUGUCACGAUCAUCGGCAACCCUUGA